This is a messenger RNA of Trichobilharzia regenti, 3860 nucleotides long. Lineage: Eukaryota; Metazoa; Platyhelminthes; Trematoda; Strigeidida; Schistosomatidae. The record is from the annotation of a GenBank genome assembly.
CUGAUCCUUACCGCGCCAUAUGUGAGAUUUUGCGUUACUUUUCAGAGUGAUGGCUGGAAAGGUUGUUAAGCAACUGGCUGGUAGUGGAACAGGCCAAAGCCUUUCCGACCUAAUGACAGCCAUGAAAUACACCUUAUCUGGUUCAGUGGUGGUGAAAGUCAUCUGCAAAGCUACCACAGAGGAAAUGUGUGCUCCAAAAAAGAAACAUUUAGCAUAUCUUGUCCAAUGUACAUUUGAGCCUCGACUUUCAGUCCCAGAUUUUGCUAACCAAAUUGUAAAUCGGACUCAACAUAGCAACUUGGUUGUUGCGUUCAAGGCGCUAUUAACAAUACAUCAUCUAAUGCAGUACGGCAAUGAGAGAUUUUCACAAUACAUUGCAUCGAAUAAUUGUCAUUUCUAUGUGCCAAGUGUACAUGAUCGCAACACAUUUCAAUCAACUCACAGGAUCUCUGUAUUUCUACGACCUUAUGCAAAGUAUUUAGAUGAAAAAGCAGCAUCUUAUCGUGAAGUUGCCUUUGAUUUUUGUCGUUUAAAACGUGGAAAAGAUGACAGUGAUAUGAGAACAAUGCCACAAGAGAAAUUGUUGAAAACUCUACCAGUUAUCGAGAAACAAAUAGAUGCCCUACUAUUGUUCGAUGCAACAACAAGUGAGCUAUCGAAUUCACUUCUGCGUGUUGCACAUCUCUUCCUUUAUCGUGAUCUUAUCCGAUUGUAUGCUGUGUAUAAUGAGGGUAUGAUUAAUCUCAUAGGUCGAUAUUUCACAAUGUCUAAACGUGAUUGUCGUUUAUCCUUGGAGAUAUAUAAAAGUUUCGUCAAGCGUAUGGAAGCAAUGAAUGUAUUUGUCAAAGUUGCUGAGUCUGCUGAACCUGGCGGUACACCUCUGCCUUUGGAUUCAGAGAACAAUCCUUUUCAACCUGUACCACCGUCUGUAUUAGAAGCUCUUGAACAACAUUUAGCCUAUUUAGAAGCUCAUAAACAAGGUGACAAAAAAACGCCAAGUAAUCCAUCUCCACAACAAUCACAAACUAAUCCAAUCACAUCGACACUGUCUACAUCAAAGUCAACACCGAAUGAAUCUGAAUCAACUAUACCAUCAUAUUAUAAUCAAGAUAAUGGUGGGGGAGAAUUCACCCUGACUCCAGCUGAACGUCAACGAAUUAUUGAAGAGGAAAGAGCCCGACUAGAGGCAUUUGUAUCAACAGCCCGACAACACGCUUAUUCAUCAGAUCACAGCAAUCAACAGCAGGCGCAACACCAACAGCAAACGCAACAACAACAACAGACAAAUCAUUAUGGUUCAUCUGGAUCAUCCACUAUUACAGAUAGUGAUAAAUUUCUUGAUCUAAUGUCUUAUGAGAAAUCAUCUUUUACUACUGCGACAGCAGAUGUAUCACACGGGUUGAAUGAUUUCACAGGUAGUAGUCGUAGUACUGCUCUGGGUAAUCCACAGAAUUCAAGUGUCUCAAAUGAACACAAUUUACUCGAUCUCAAUGAUAUUUCAACAACACCAUCUCCAUUCGGCGGUGGAUUGAACUCUACAACUCCACAAUUCUAUUUUCCCACGGCUCAUUCUGCGUCAUCAUCAACAUCACUUGUUCCUUUUAUCCCGCCAACUAAUUCCGUAGUACAGUCGACUAAUCCAUUUCUGUUGAAUAGUAAUAAUAAUAUUAACACAUCAUCAUCAAAUCAAUUGAUGCUUGCAAAUUUCCAUCGAAUCAAUUCACUAAUCCUAAUCCAAUGUUGACAACAUUUCCUGCACCAAUGAUGAAGUCUACUUCCAAUGCUGUCCAGCCAUCACAAUCCACCUUGUCAUUAGAUGAUAAAAUAGCUCAAAUCGCUGGCAAUCUAUCGAUCCGUGAUAGUUAUGCAGCUAGUCAAGGUUGUCGAAUAUAUCGUGCUCCAGAUGGGAGUCUAUCCGCCGUGAAUUGGUCUGGUACAAUGCCAUGUGUUGUUCAAACUUCAAACAACAACAAUAAUAGCAGUAAUAGCAGUAGUAAUGCGAAUAACAGCACUAUGUCCAGUGGUCAACAGUUAUCCACACCAAUUCAUCCAUCCCCUUCAAUGAAUCAGAUCAAUAGUAGCUCAUUUAUGGGUGGUGGUACAUCACCAGGAUUUACAAACAAUUUUGUACUGAAUGCUAAUAAUCCAUGGGCGACAGCAAUUGUCCCUCAAUCAUUGCCUCAACAACAUUCUCUAGUAUUCACAAAUCAAAACCAACUAACCAGUACUGCCACUACUCCUCAUAUGCAAUUGAUGAUGAAUGGUGGAGCCAUUCAUAAUGGUCGUUCAACCAAUAAUAAUCCUUUUCUAUGAGAUAGACAGACAGACAGACAAAUAGAUAAAAAUGAAAGAUAAUCAUUUCUAACCUCAUUAACUGAUUCAAAUUUCUUUAUUGUACCUUUUGCAGUGAUAAAAAAAAACAGCAAAACCAAAGCGCACUGUGUCGUGUAUCGAUGUUUCCUUCAGUUCGUUUGUGUUUGUCUGCGUGUGUAUAUGUGUUGGUGAAUGUCUCUAUGUUGACUACUGCUUUUCCCUCUUCACUCUUUUUACACUCGUAUAGGAAUUUAACCACAAAAUGGCAUUCCUGUCUUAUUAUUAUAUUGAUUGAUUGAUCUAUCGAUCGAUUUUGUCUUCUUCUUCUUCUUCAGUUCUUCCUCGUACGAUUUGUGUGUGGGUGGGUGGGUUGGAGGGAGGUUAGUUGUGCAUGUUUGUAUAACUAUCUCUACCCACUCUGGACGUCUGUCUGCCUGCCUUGUAUUAUAUGCUCGAUACUCAUAAUAUGAUACACUUUUUUCCCAAAGAUAACGAACUACUGUAUUUGCGUCGUCAUACUACUGGUAAAAUAUAUCACAAGAGUAGUAUAUACAGAUACAUAUAACUGCCAUUACUAUGGUAAUGAUUAGUCUUAGAUCAAUAAUACUAAUAAUAGUAAUUAUCCAGUGACUAGGAGGAUGAUAAAGUGUUUUUGUCACAUUUCUUGUUUAUUCCUUCCUUAUUCAUUCAUCAUUAAUUGUUAUGACUUUUCAUUGUCACCCGCCCCCCCCCCAUGCUGCCUAUCUCUCUAUGCUGUUCGUCUGUGUUUGUCAAUUAAUUAGACUAGUUGUGCGUAUAACAACAACGGCAAAGUUUGUCAGAACGAGUUUCCUUUUGUUUAGGUGGGUCUCGACAAUCACUUCUGUUACUUUUCCUCUCUCGUAUACGUGUGUGUGUCUGGCCUUCAAUUCGAAUUCCUACUGUCUAAUAUAUUUCCUUUAUGCACCUAAUAAUAAUAUAGAGAUUGUGUGGGCGGCUGUUGUGUGUGUGUGUCUGUAUACAUUGAUCAUUUUGUCUUCCUCCUAGAAGUCUAUUAUUCUUUGAGUGUGUGUGUGUGUGUGUCUAUAUGUAUGCGCGUGAGUGGAUACGUGUGCGCUAGUCCAUUGCCUCUAACUCACUACCUUCUUUUUUUAUUCUAUACUUGUCUAUGUCUGUCUUUCCAUCACAUGUGCGUUUGUCUGUGAGCGUGUUCGUCUAUCUACCUACCUAUCUAUCUAUUAGUCUAUCUAUUGUAUCAUCUAUCAUUCAUUGACAUACAGACACAUGCAUGUAGUACAUAUACACAUAUAAACACACAUACGCAUAUAUACAUCCAUGCCCACAUAUUAUAUCGUAUACUUCUUUUCAUUUUCAGACUAUAUAACACAGAUGUAUACAUAUAUAAAUACCACUACUAUUACUAAUGUUAUUAAAUAAUUUUAUUCGGUUAUUGCGCUCUUUUGUUCUCACUGUACUACUACUACUAUGAAGUGGACGACAUUCCGUCUUACGGGUUGAUCACGGAUUGAUAUCAGUUAGAGAACCAUUGAAAACCAGGGAGUACUGGA